AUGAUUUUUACACGAUGUAAUAAAGCAAUCAAUCACGUUAAAUUAAAAAAUAAUUUCGUUUCUCUACAUUCUUGUGUUAUUGUCAAUCGACACUGGUGUACUUUGGCUUUACCAGAAUUAUGGAAGAAUCCUUUUGAUGCCAUCAACAUUUCGAACCUUAAAGUUGUGGCAAACAUUCCUCUAUUAAACACUUAUGUCUCUUGUUUAUCUAAAGACAUUAGAGAUAACUUGGGAGAUGAUGAUCCGGUUGUAUUUAAACUAAAAUCAAAGACAAAGAAAAGGAAAGUGUCGAUAGAAGAUGGUGUAGAUAACAUUCUCAAAGCUUUAUGUGAAUAUUUCGUUGAUCGUUCAGCGCUUUGGAAUUCAAUAAAUUGUGGCGCAGUUUCUUCGGCUGCAAAAAUCGCAAAAAAUAUCGAGAGGUUAGAUAUUGAUUUAAGAGAUGCUCCUUUCCCAACGAUGAUUACAAGUUUAAGUGAUAUAGUAGAAUUAAUCAAAUCUCAAAAAAAUUUGAAGAAAAUUGCGUUGUGCUGUUCGGUUUUGGAAUUCUCUGAAAUCAUAAAAAGUCUCUCAAUUCAUCAUGAAACCUUAACUCACAUCACUCUUCAUCAUAUCGAAUUCGAGCGUAAUUUUCCUCUCGCAGAAUUGGCCGAAUAUUUAAACCUGAAUUACUUGGAAAUAGAAAAUUGUAAAUUUAUUAGAGGAAAAAUGAUAAAGUUAGGUUUAAAAUCGUUUCAAAAACUCCAUUCAAUAUUGAUCAAGAAUACGAAUUUGCCUUUUGAAAUGUUGGAGUUUUUAUGUUGUCAGGCUAAUAGCUGUCUUCAAGUAUUGGAAUUAUCAGCGAACUCUGAUUUCGAUAGGCUUGAAAAUGUUUGUCUCAAAUUUUGUCCAAACAUUAAGAAAUUUGUAACAACAAAAAUUUCUUCAUAUGAUAAUUUCUAUGGUAACUGCUUGCAAGAACCUUGA
Messenger RNA from Funneliformis caledonium, 963 nucleotides. Lineage: Eukaryota; Fungi; Glomeromycota; Glomeromycetes; Glomerales; Glomeraceae. The record is from the annotation of a GenBank genome assembly.